AAGUUAUGCGUGGCAAAGAAACGAAAGCAAUAAAUUUCGAGCACUUCACAAAAGUUGCACUGCGUGGCUUGGUGUCAAUGCUUCAUCGCUUGACAUCAGUUCUCGAGUGCUGCCGCCGCGCAUUCAGUAAAAAGCUCAGCUAUUUUUUUUCUUUUUGUUCCUUUUUAUUUUAUUUUUCCGACGCGGAUUACGUAGCUUACCGCUGGUAGCAAAGCCUGGGUGGCCUGAGCUCGACGUCGCGCUAAUAUUUAAUGUGCGGCCUUCCUCAUUGCCGCACUUAUCUAGUGAGCCAACUGCACACUGAUACCACUGAAAUCAUAUUCCACUCGUUCCGUUAAGGAAAAAUAUAAAUGCGUGUAUAUAUCUGCUUUUGUGUGUGUGAGUACUUACGUGUGACAGCGCAGUCGAUGUUGUAACAGAACACGUGUGUGAAAGGGGGUGGAUGCGCGGAGAAACCGUUGGUUUUCUGCCAUUUCGAAAACUUGCUUCCAACAGGCCCACCGACAGUUGUGUAAAACGAGCGCCCGCAAGAAAAAUGCACCUAAAACAUUUCGUGCUUCGUGCGGUUAGACCUGAGUGGGUUAUUAAAGCCACACGGCAAAUGACAACAUCUAUUCCGGAAAUCCCACCAUGUGAUGUGAAGCCAAAGCCCUACCAGGGAAAACCAUGGGCAGAAAUUGUGGCCCUGCGAAAGCACCACUUGAAUCCAAGUCUGAACAGCAACCUCUGGUACAAGGAACCCUUGCUGUUCACACAGGGCCACAUGCAGUGGCUCUGGGAUCACAAGGGGAAACGCUACCUUGACAUGUUUGCUGGCAUUGUUACAGUCAGCGUUGGUCACUGCCACCCGAAAGUAGUUGCAGCUGCUGAGAACCAACUGAAGCAGCUCUGGCAUACAUCUAAUUUGUAUCUUUACCCCUCAGUGCACGAGUUUGCUGAAAAACUCGCUGCAAAGAUGCCUGGUGACCUGAAAGUGUGCUACUUCACUAACAGCGGCUCGGAGGCCAACGAUCUGGCUAUAAUGAUGGCACGGCUUUACACAGGAGCAUAUGACAUUAUUGCUCUGAGAAAUGCUUACCACGGCAUGAGCCCAUACUGUGCCAGCUUGUGUGCUGUUGGCAACUUCAAGCAUCACAUACCAUCCAGCUUUGGCGUAUUUCAUGCAAUGAAUCCUGAUCCAUAUCGAGGUAUUUGGGGUGGCUCCAAGUGUCGCGACUCCCCAGUCCAGGCAGACCGCACCUGUUCAUGUGGCACAGAAUGUGAAGCUGCCUCUCACUAUGCUAACCAGCUCAGUGAAGUACUACAGCAGUGUGUCUCCAAGAAGAGGGUGGCAGCAUUUUUUACUGAGAGCAUACAGGGUGUCGGCGGCUCUGUGCAGUAUCCAAGAGGCUAUCUUAAGAAAGCCUACAAUUUAAUCAAAAAUAAAGGCGGCCUUUUUGUUGCUGAUGAGGUCCAAACUGGAUUUGGGAGGACUGGUGACCACUUUUGGGGCUUUGAAAGUCAUGGCAUAAUGCCAGAUAUUGUGACCAUGGCAAAAGGCAUUGGCAAUGGCUUUCCACUUGCUGCAGUCGUCACAACACCUGAAAUUGCCAAAGCCUUGGAUGCAGCUAGCUUUUUCAACACAUUUGGUGGCAACCCUGUGGCAACUGCUGUUGGGUCAGCUGUUGUUGAUGUUUUGGAUGAAGAUGGCUGCAUGGAAAACAGCCGUGUGACUGGAACUCAACUACUGCAUGCCUUAGAAUUACUAAGGAAAGAAUACCCUGUGGUCGGUGACGUCCGAGGCAAAGGGCUCAUGAUUGGCGUGGAACUUGUGGAGAACAGGGAAACAAAAGUUCCUCUUGCAGCAACCAAAGUGAAUGCCAUCCUUGAGGACUGCCGUGAAAUGGGCCUUCUUAUUGGCAAGGGUGGUCAGCAUGGGCAUGUGUUGAGGAUCAAGCCACCAAUGUGCAUCACCGAGGCUGACGUGGCCUUCACGGCAGCAGUGCUCAGGACAGCCAUUGCUCGUGUUCAACAGCAGUGACGUAGACACUGUCAGUGCAAAUUCAAACAUGAACGAGUCAUUAACGACUAGAAUGUGUUGCUGCCUUUCCAGGUUCUAUGCAUCUUCAGUGGAUUAACUCAGGCGCCAAAAUGUAUGUUUGGGACUACACCAUGCUUAGUAGUACAUGUUGCUAGGCUUGUCAGUUCAUACUGAACAAUUUCAUACCAUAAAACCUAUGGCCACUUAGUGCAAAAUGGAAAUAAAAAGGGGGCGGUGCCUAGAAACUGGCUAUAAUGUGAUUGCAUGUCACACUCCCAUGUAAUUAAGUGUAAUGAUGAAUCUUUUUCCUUUUCAUAUUUAAAUUUAAGGGGAUGACACAAUUGUGAACAUGAGUACACCCGGGAUGUGCAAGUGAAACAGUGCACAUUCUACUGUGCAUAUUUGUGUUUUCAUGCUGUUCUGCGACAUGAUGCUUGUGACUAACUAAAUCGACACACUGUUAUGGUCGUUGGCGUGCCAACCAGCUACAGGUACGUUGCUGGCCAUUGAGAGUAGCCAUGUGUGCUGCCAAGCAGGCACUUCAAGCUUCAUGGCGAAGGGUAGCAUGCCUACAGCAUUCCUUUCACAGCAAAAUGCUUUUAAUAGCUUGGCUAAGUUUGGAAUAAAUUUUACGAAAGUGACAUGCAACCUGCCGAGGUGGCUCACUGGCUAUGGCAUUCAUGUACUGUGCAUUGGGUGCAGAUUAAAGAAACCCAGGUGGUCAAAAUUAAUCUGGAAUCCCCAAUUACAGCAUGCCUCAUAAUCAAAUUGUGGUUUUGGCUCAUAAAACACCAAAAUGCCAUUUUUAGUUGAAAUGACAUACCUUGGCUUCCUAGCAUGCACCCGUCAUCAUGUUGCUGCUUAGUGGUACCUUGCACUGUGUUCAAGGUCAAGCACCACAUUGCUGAACAACAGUAAUCCAGGCUUCAAGCACAGUAUGAGGAACAUGUACCCUUGGAUAGUAUUAAACCCAGCAGAUGGCACAACAAUGCAGUUCAGAUACUGCUAGCAUGCCCUGGGCAUUUUUGUUUGCCAUAGUACAUGGUGAAUGAAAAGGAAUAUCAAAUUUUUAAUAAUAUCUAAAGAUAACGAUGUACCUUGCUAAGUGGCAGAUAACAUAAUUGUAACUUAUUUUUUGCCAGAGGCUAGCUUCGUGGUCUUCACAAAUGACCUACAGUUAAUGGAAAAUUGCCUCUGCAAAAUACUGGUACAAACAGUUUUUACAGCAGCAUGCCCAGUAGUAACCUAGCCGUCUCAUAAAAUUUUGUGUCCAUGAAUUAUUUAGAAAUUUUACAUCUGAAUGGAAUUGCAAUAUAAUCUUAUUUUUAAAGUCAUCUGUCAAUCACAGCACAUAUCUGUAAAGCCGGUUAUCAGGUAGAUUACACACUCUCUGUUCCCCCGCUCUCUCUCUCUUUUUUCACUGCUAACAUUGUUUGUCAUUCUUUUGCAUUUACAUAGUUAUGCAUUAUAGUACUCGGCUUAGAAGGUCAAAAUUUGCACUUUGCAAAAUUUGCAGAGAUUACUGGUCUUUUGGUAUGCCUUCAUUUGAGUUUACCUACAGCUUGUUUAUUAUCAAAUGAAUUUUAACGUAUGCCCAUGUGUAUAAGUAAAGGAUCCCCUUCAUUUUUUGAACUCGCACACGCUGCAGUGUCACUGUUCUUUCCUGCUCAUGGUAUAUAGCUGUUCCUAAAUUGAUCUUUAUUUUAAAAAGAAGGUGACAUUUUGAUAAUUGGGGAGAAACUUGAAUUGAAAUGAGUUACAGGUAUCUUAUGUUUGUGUCUGUGAGUUCUCAUUAGAAUUGACUGACAGGGGGAGCGAAGCCUGAGAUGGUGUUACUCUGAAUUUUUGGCAAGCCACAAGCCUUGAAAAUGGCAAAACAGAAAGCUGUAACUGUAUUUUUGCACUGUUUUAGACUUGUGUCCACAUUACAUUCUUUAAUGGAAUAAAAAUUGCUUCCUUGGUGCCUUAAAAAAUCGUCUAAAGUUCCUCCCACUCUACUGCAUUGUAAAGUUGGCGGCUGCGGUAAAAUUAUGUGAGACUUCAGCUCUAAGAUCAUAAUGAAUGCAAUUAAGUUGAGAGAGAUGAAAAGUGUUAAUUUGAUAGUGUAAAUAUUUAUGUGCACACCUAAGUAAAACAAAGCUGUUCUUUGGCUAAAGUAGCAUUAAAAUUUAAUGAGUUCGAAUGGUUUAAUCUCCUUUGAAGGGCAACUUGAUCGGGCUAGUUGGUACAAAUCCAUGGUGGCAGGUAGUGCAAAAUUAACGGGGACACAGAAAUACAAAGCAGAAGCGCUAACUUUCACUGAACUUUAAUGCAAAAGGCGCUUACAUAUCAGUAUAUAUUAAGAAGGAAAGAAAGAAAUCCAUAUACAAGCAAAGAAUUUAGAUAUCUAGAGGGCAUACAAAACAGAAUUAGAUGAAUGGUGCUUUUCGUCUGACACAUGGCAUUAUAACUUGUCUGUGGAUUUAUUUCUUCUUCAUAUUUAUAUGCAAUUCCUUUUUGCAUCAACGUUCAGUUGAAGUUGGCGCUUGUGCUUCAUUGCUCCUGUGUCCCUGUUAAUUUUGCGCUACCUACCACCAUGGAUUCUUUGAAGGGGUCUUGCGACACAUUUUACAAGUUUAAACAUGUCUCAGGUAUGGUAGGGACCCACCUCGUGAAUCUUAUCCUACAAAACCUUUUCUGAAGUGCUGUAUACGAACGUAAUUAUGAAAGGCAAUAUGAUGCCCUUUGACUUCUUCAAAGCUUUUCUUCUCUUUCUGUCACUCCAACUACAAUGGAACCUGUGGCUAUCAGCCAGUGAAGGCUGGCCAUUUACAAAUCAUGCUGCACUUUUGCUUUUUUUAUCUAAAGUGGGUAAGCAUCCUAUGGGUGGUUUUAGGCGCCAAGCUUGCCAUGCUUCCUUACUUGGUUAGUUAUUUGAGCUGCACUAUCUUACAUUUAGUUGUGCAAUUUACCAAUCAUUCUGCUCAUGUAUGAUGUUUGAAAUAAUCCAGCCAAUGAUCAUUUGUUGGUGGUUUAUGCCACCUCAUCAUAAAGGACAUUAGAAUUUCACAAGGCAACAAGGAAGGACAAACAACCUGUUAAGCGAAAUCGUAGAUUCCUUGCCGUUUCAGUGGCAUCAAGUGUUAAGGAAGAAAAUGGGUAAACUAACUUCAAAACAUGUUGCAAGAGCCCUUUAAGGAUAUCUGAGCCAGGUGGUAAUGUUCAUCAAAGCAUCAAUGAAGUAAAAUUGUCGUUAAGUUAUUAUGCAUCAAGACAUUCAAAUUAAUACUGUAUUAUGCAGACAUGCUGCAAUUACCUAUUAAUUUUUACUGACUGGCACUUGGUGUUUAGUGGUAUUGUGUAGAUCACAUUUAGCGAUGCUUUAUGUGUCAAUUUCAAAUAACCAUUGUUUCUGACAUAUGGUUUACUGUAACCGGAAGUAUGAGAAAGGCACUAAGCGAACUUUCUCGCAUACUGUUUGUGUAUAGCAGACCUAUUUAUAUACAGAUGUCCACAGAUAUAAGUUUACGUUCAAUAAGUUGACCUGGACCACUAAUCAGCCCAUUGUAGUAGCCUGUAUCCCAGAAGAGCAGAAAUGGGGUCCAAUUUUUUACUGCGACAAGCAGUUAAUCCUUGGGAAACUAGUUUGGUCCUUAACAUGUAAUGUCAUGCUUAUUUCCCCCGAAUUUAAGUGGCUACCAUGGGUGAACAAGAAGAGAUGCGGAGAUAAGAUUUCAGAGGGAAAGAGUCAAAGAUCUGGAGAGAUUAAGUGCAGAAAUUCCAAAGAUAGAGUAAUUGAAGGUAAGGUGAAGAUAAAGCCUGUACAGAAGCUGUGAGAAAAUUGAUAUGAGGCCAAGACAGUGUAUUCUGCAAAUGGUACAGUGAAUACGAAGCCCAUAUCGAAACAUUGAGAAGCAGAAUGAGCGAGAAGUAACAAACAAAACAAAACCGAGAACUUCCAAGUGAAUUGCUUAAUAUGAUAAAUGACUCAAGGCUGCAAAAAGUCAGAAUGUUGUUAUUGAGCUCAGUGUCUUUGUGUCAUAUAGCAAUAGCUGAAUUAGUAAGCUUCGUGCAUAAAGGCAAGGCUUUAUCUACUCCAUGCAGGAUGUGUUUUAUGUUCUGUGCUUAGCAUACUUUCUGAAGGACCAUGGAGGAAGGGAAAAGCUAGGAGGGAGCAUUGUCCAACGUGAAUGAAGCUAAACCUGUUGGCCCAACAUGUGAUCGCACAUCAACGUGUGCGGUUGGUUUUAGUGUUCCUGCUCUGCAGGCAGAGCCACGGCAUGACAGCCGAACAAGCGCACACUGAAUAAAAACUACUGGCAUAGCUACUGGGAACCAAACGUCUCAACAUCUCGAUUCUUGCUCCGUGAUUUCGAUGCAAGAGGUCACGUGUUGGGCCACCACUGAGCAAAGGGCUGCUUCACGGAGCGUUCGCUUGCCAACACUGGCUGUGCGACAUAAUGCUCUCUCCUAACUUUUUCCUCCCUCCAUGUGCAGGACAAAGGGAUGGAUAAUAAAAUUGACCAACACUAAGCUAACAAUGGAAGUCUCGACCUGGAAUCAUUAGCCUAUAGCCAACGUUUCGAUGAGGAGGGUUGCCAAAUAACUUGACAAGGAGCCCUGGCGAAAAAAAAGUCCCCUUGUUGAAACGUUAGCUCCAGGCCAAGGCUUCCCUUUUUCAUCCACUGCUGAUUAGUAUACUUUGCAGUGAGUUACAGGAUAAGAAUGUGGCUGCAAGUGCACCUCAAAGAGAAUCUGUUUAUAUACACCCAGCAAACCGCUGUUGCUCGUUUUCAAAUCUGUUCCUAGUGAGUGCAGUGCAUGUGUUCACUCAUCACUACGUGAACUUGCUGACCUACCACCUGCCACAUGCUUGUGAGAUGUUCCUGCAGUACGAGGACCUCUGUCACCUUUGCAAUGUGGAGACCACUACUGCCACUGGUGAUGCAUCUGUGCUUGCAUGUGUAUAGUACACUCAGUACUAAGCGUCUGUAUUUUCCAAGUAUAUGAUUGCAUGAGUGGCAAAGGUAUGAUCACAAGUGUGCCCUUUUGUGAACUUUUUUUUUCCCUCACCAUCUGCAUUACCUUUUUCUACAGCUCUUUCUGGCUGUGUACAUGGCAUUGGCUUCAGUGUCCGUUGAGGUGCAAGCUAAAAAAAUUUUAUAUUUGAAGCAUGCUUCUUCAUAUACUAACAUGAGGCAUAUUCUCAAGGUGGAAAAUAAUCAAAGAAAACUUGCAUUACUAGUAGCAACAGUAAAAAUGGCUAUUAUUUAGGGAAUGACUUCAAGACUUCGAAGGGAUCAGGUAAAAAUAUUGUCAUAGACCUGCUAGUGAGAAGGGAGCUAGCUUCCCAUAUGUUGGACAGGAGCAUAUAAUGUGAGGGGUCAUUUAGCCAUGAAUGCAGGCCAUUUUAACCUCUCAUGCUGACCCUGGCUUGGGCAGCAUGGCGAUGCCUAGUAUAUGCUAUAUCCAGACAAGUUCAUGGCACUUUUGAUGAGUCCGUAGGUUUAUUGUGUUGAUGCCAGAAGGGGUGGGUAAUCUCCGAUUCGCUGGCUUUGCUGAUGCUGCUCUUGCAUCUCUUCCAACUUGUCCAUAAUGACACGCUGGGAUGAUAUUUGCAAAAAUAUGGUAUGUUGUCCAUGUGUAUUUUUGUUUAUUAAAUAUAAAUUUCAACAGCUGUC
Messenger RNA from Dermacentor andersoni, 7680 nucleotides. Its product is annotated as alanine--glyoxylate aminotransferase 2, mitochondrial. Gene Ontology annotation, cellular component: mitochondrion. NCBI's taxonomy places the organism in Eukaryota, Metazoa, Arthropoda, Arachnida, Ixodida, Ixodidae. Gene Ontology annotation, molecular function: pyridoxal phosphate binding; L-alanine:glyoxylate transaminase activity. The record is from RefSeq and is a predicted model, not a curated record. Gene Ontology annotation, biological process: glyoxylate catabolic process.